Messenger RNA from Colletotrichum lupini, 417 nucleotides. RefSeq lists its product as uncharacterized. The record is from RefSeq and is a predicted model, not a curated record. The transcript has 2 exons. Lineage: Eukaryota; Fungi; Ascomycota; Sordariomycetes; Glomerellales; Glomerellaceae. Bases 1 to 417 code for a protein of 138 amino acids.
AUGCGACUCCUGAAUCGAGAAAAGCUGGUUGAUUUAUGUUCAGCGCCGAUGGAUAACAUGAAAACAUCCACCAUGGAAAACUUUCUCACAAAAUACCAGAAAACGCAACGGUGUUAUGUACGACCUUGUUUACCUCUGCCGAUAGCACGCAAUCUCAUCUCGCAUUUGAUUAAACCCGCCGCCCAGCUACCCGCCUCGCGCAUACCAGCAGCCCACGAAGCUAUUCCCAAAACUCACGCGUCGCCACCCCGCCGACCCGGCAAAUUCAUAUUACCUCACGUUCCCGCAGCACCACCUCUGCUGAUCCUCGCUUCUAGCCCUGUUCUGCGUGAGGAUUUUGCCCUCCUCCCUUCCAUUGGAAUGCAUUCCCCAGGACGACGGGAUGACAACGCAUUCCCGGUGGCUAGAUUAGACUGA